Molecule: messenger RNA, 1977 nt
Organism: Cuscuta campestris
Lineage: Eukaryota; Viridiplantae; Streptophyta; Magnoliopsida; Solanales; Convolvulaceae
Source: the annotation of a GenBank genome assembly
AUAAUCCCAAUUUUUGUUGAUUCAAAUGUCAAUGGCUUUUCAGUGGCUUUCUCAUCAAACUUUUUCCUAAAACCUUCUUUCUCUCUUUCGUGAAAUUCAUCAACAAGAUUUUUGCACGCCUUCAUUCAUUAAUCAUUAUCGCCUCCCCUUUCUGCAAUAUACAGAAAGCACCCAGAUCAAGUCUCGAGUCUCUCUUUCUUUUUUCUCCUUCUCAUUCCGAAAAAGAAAUGGACCAAAACAAUCCGGUGAGGUUCACCCUGGGAAAGCAAUCCUCUCUUGCACCAGAUAUGGCCGUGAUUGAAUCGUUAGUAGAUGCGAAAGAGGAGGGUGAAGGUGGAGUGUUGGACAUUGAUCCGAGGGUGAGGCUGAUGUACUUGGCAAAUGAAGGCGAUUUGGAGGGGAUUAAGGAGAUUUUGGAGUCCGGGGUCGACGUGAAUUCGCCUGACAUUGAUCACCGGACUGCUCUCCAUGUGGCUGCCUGCCAGGGUUUCACUGAUGUUGCUCAGCUCUUGCUUGACAAUGGCGCUGAAGUUGAUCCCAAGGACCGCUGGGGUAGUACGCCUCUGGCAGAUGCAAUACAUUAUAAAAAUCAUGACAUGAUUAAGCUACUGGAAAAAUAUGGGGCAAGGCAUCCGGUAGCUCCCACACAUGUCAAAAAUGCUCGUCAAGUUCCAGAAUAUGAGAUUUGCCCAGAAGAGCUUGACUUCACUAAUAGUAUUGAAUUGGCCAAGGGAACAUUUCACAUAGCCUCGUGGCGUGGAACACAAGUUGCUGUAAAAAAGUUUGGAGAAGAAGUGAUUGCUGAUGAGGAGAAAGUGAGGGCAUUUAUAGAUGAGCUAACACUUCUUCAGAAAAUUAGACAUCCAAAUGUGGUUCAAUUUCUUGGUGCUGUAACACAGAGUAGUCCGAUGAUGAUAGUGGUGGAAUAUUUACCAAAGGGAGAUCUACGUGCCUAUCUAGAUAAAAAUGGACCGCUUAAGCCUACAAAAGCUCUUAGAUUUGCAAUGGACAUUGCAAGGGGGAUGAACUAUUUGCAUGAAAACAAACCCGAGGCAAUCAUUCACCGUGAUUUGGAGCCCUCAAACAUUUUGCGAGAUGUUACUGGGCAUCUGAAAGUUGCUGACUUUGGAAUUAGUAAGUUAGUAAAAGUAACAAACAGAGUCAGAGAGGACCGGCCCUUGGCAUGCGACGAGGCUUCUUGCCGCUAUGUAGCUCCGGAGGUUUUCAAGAAUGAAGAAUAUGAUACCAAAGUGGAUGUUUUUUCCUUUGCGUUAAUCUUACAAGAGAUGAUUGAAGGCUGUCCUCCUUUUCGUGCCAAGAAAGACAACGAAGUGCCUAAAUCAUAUGCGGCAAAGCAACGCCCACCUUUUAAAGCACCUGCGAAGUUUUAUGCUCAUGGGCUUAAAGAGUUAAUUGAGGAAUGUUGGAAUGAUAAGCCAUCCGAACGGCCUACUUUCAAGCAAAUAAUACCAAGGCUGGAGUCUAUAUACAACAAAUUUGGCCACAAGAGGCACUGGAAGGUGAAACCGUUGAAAUGCUUCAAUAACUUUGAGGCGAUGUGGAAGAAAGACGGGUCUUCUAGCUUGGGCAGUGGAACAAGGUCAUCUCGUUCUACCCGCAGCAUUUAACCGGUUUUGGAUAUUUCGUUUGGUCGAUUCGAUUGUGCAUAAAGUCUUCUUUUUUUUUUUCCAUUCUUUUUUAUUUUUCACCCCCAAUAAUUUCACCAGUGUUUCCCACUGGAUGUGAUUUAUAGCUCAAAUUGGCUUGCAAAUAUGUCUUGUACUAUGUUUAUUUUUUAAUGUAGAAUGCUAACAUGCAUUCUUACUAUACACAAUGUCUAUACUUGUGCAGUUUUCCAAUCUACUCCCUCCGUCCCACUAUAUUCGUCCACUUUUGACUUUUGGAAUUGUUCAUCUAAGCAUUUUGACUCAUCAAAUUCUCUCACUGUGUAUGCCUAAAUAUAGUCAUGUGUGAUCU